Messenger RNA from Mizuhopecten yessoensis (Yesso scallop), 4107 nucleotides. RefSeq lists its product as uncharacterized. Gene Ontology annotation, molecular function: DNA binding. The record is from RefSeq and is a predicted model, not a curated record. NCBI's taxonomy places the organism in Eukaryota, Metazoa, Mollusca, Bivalvia, Pectinida, Pectinidae.
AUAAGUUUUAGGACCCAUGUUGUUUUGCCCGGUUGUCGAAAGACCGGCAAAAUAGCACAUAUUAAUAUUUAACAAGAAGACGAGCAAAAAGAGCCAUCAUGCCUGGGGUGAAGCGGAAGGCUUCUACUGCUCCUGGUGAAAAGCUCCCAGUUAAACUGAAGAAGCAGUCCACCAGUGUAACCCUAGACCGGGCUAUCCCCACCCAGACACAGAAGACAGCCAAGCUCAAGAAAUCUACAUUCUCAAAAAUAAGUGAAAGUCCAAAUGUGCCCAAAAAGAUUGCAGGUGGAUUGAAGGCGAAGAACUCACUUCCGACCUUACCAAGAUUCCCUACCCUGGUGCCAACAAAACCUGCUGGGGCGACAGGGUCUGAUUUUGUGUUCAAUAUUUCUCCAGCUUCUAGUCCCCAAAAAGAUAAUUCGUCAGAUAUCGGUGUAUCAACAAGUGAUGUACCUGGAAUGAGGAAAGAAACUACAACAUUAAUUCAGACUAAUUCUUCAGAUGAUUGGUCUGGCAAUAAGGCCUCGAACAUAGAAAAGAGUGUCCUUAGGCUAUCAUCUGGGUCUUAUGUAGGUCGAAUCAUGAACAAAGAUGUUGAUGAUCAGAUGCUGCCUUCACUUGAAUCCCUGGCUGUAUAUGAUCAGAAAGGGAAGGAAAAGACAUCAGCUGCUCCAUUUACUUGGGACAUGACGGACACUGAUGUUUCUCCAGUGCGUAAAUCUGUUUAUGACGUUAACGCUGUUCUGCACAUAUUAGACCAAGACAACUCGCCAACAAAGCACAGUCUAGGAGGCAACACAAGCGACAACGAUAGCGAUGCACCACCUGUCCUUCAGGCGGAAGUAUAUGAUGCAACGUCUUGCGAAGACUUCGAUGAUGAUGCCACGGUUCCAACUCUCACCUGUAUGGGUACUCCAUCCAAGUCUCCAUGCAAAUCUCCACGGAAAAUGACUGGAGGACCUAGAGAAAUUGUGUUCUCGUUUGACACGACGGGGUCCAUGUACAACUACAUGGAAGAAGCCGGCUACAGGAUGCGCGAACUUAUGAAUCGUGUCCAACAGGACAUGCCAGGAAUCCGUCUGGCCUUUGUUGCUCAUGGUGAUUAUUAUGACCUGGCCAAUGACCGAUAUCUCAUUAAAUGGAUAGACUUUGGGGCUAGUGUAGAUGAGGUCGACACAUUCUUUGAAAACCUUCCCAUCACACAUGGUGGUGAUGCGGACGAAUGUUAUGAAUUGGUGCUGCGCAAAGUCCGAGAGUCCCUUUCCUGGAGUCCAGGCAGUCAGCGUAGUCUUGUUAUGAUUGGAGAUUCCGACCCACAUGAACCAGGAUACAAAUUCAAUGACUUCGUGAAUGAUAUUGACUGGAGACAGGAAACCAAACAACUCAAUGAGAUGGCAGUGAGGAUCUACGCUCUACAGGUGGGAUACACCUCCAACUUCUACAAGCAGAUAUCACAGAUGACGGGCGGAGCUCACCUGCGCAUCGAGAACAAAGACUUUACCUAUGAAACCCUUAUGUCGAUAUGUCUGAGGGAAGGAGGGCUUCGACAUCUCAAGGGUUUUGAACAUGAGGUACGAACUGCAGCAAAGAAGUCGGGGAGCAAUGGAGGGACGCUUGACUUGGAAUUGGAGCGCCUGUUUAGUUCUCUGAAAAAUAUUGCCGACAACAAAUCCCUCAAACAAAGAGAGAGGGAGAAUAAACUGAAAGCCAGGAUCCUAGAAAUGACAACAGAUUCUAAAGCAUUAUCUGCCACGAAGAGGCCCUCAGAAAAUGAAGCCAGCACUUCUGACGUAAAGAAACCUAAAUCAACAUCAAAGGCCUUAACGAAAGUACCGUCGGAGAAGUACAAGUCAUCUGGCAGCCUCAGUCCCAAAAAACUGACAAAGAUUAAGGAAAAGGGCGUUGACAAAGUAAAGAAAGCGUCAGUUGAAAAGGUGAAAAAGAUAUCUAAAAUUAAAACACCAGCAACCAAACUCAUGAAGCCCAAACCCAAAACAAAAAAACUCAAGGAAAAAAUUGUGGAAAAGAAGAAGUUAUCACAGAAGACUAACAGUACUGAAAAGAAGAAAAGCAGUGGAAAAUUGAAGAAAGUUGCAAGUGAUAAUAAGCCAAAGAGAUCAGUUGGCAGGCCCCGUAAAAUUGUUGAAUCUGCGAAACCAAGAGGAAGAGGAAGACCUCCAAAGAAAUUAGGAACUUCAAAGCUGAAGGAAAUAUCCCCUAAGAAAAAAGAAAAGUCCAAAGUGAUUGGAAAGCCCUUGAAAAAAUUGGCCUCAAAACCCCGUGGAAGGCCACGCAAAACACCAGAAGCUCCCAAAAAACGUGGAAGGCCAGUGAAGAAAGUAGAAAAGACUAAAUCACCUGGUAGGCCUAGUAAGGCGAAAACGCCCAAAGCAGUGGGAAAAGCAAAUAAAAAGAUGGAAAGCACUAAGUCAAACAUCACAACAAAGAAAAAAGAAGAAACAUUAUUGAAAUCCCCAAGUUCUGUUGUUCAAAGGAUUGUGGCAGCAAAGUUAAAGCGUUUAGGAAAAAUGGGAGCUACUUCCAAAGUGAAAAUACCUAAAAAAGUACAAACUGCUGUGAAGACAAAAGACAAAAAGUCUAAGAUCAAGUCAAAAGCUAUAGCAAAGACCAAAGUUUCAGCAAAGUCCAAGAAAAAGGCUGUUGCAAACAAAAAAUUGAGUUCAUCAAAGGACAGCAGUAAACGUAAGGCUGUGUCGGCCAAACUAAGUUUGAAAAAGAAAGAAGGCAAAGCUAAGAUUGCAAAAUUAAAAGCUGCCAAAAAAAUUCAGGAUAAAAAGAAAGCAGGUGGAAAAGGCUUGGUGAAGGAAAAGAAAAAACCUGUUUCAAAAGUCAUUAAACCUACAAAAUCGUCAAAAACAGCUAAAAAGAAUGUACCGAAAAACAAACCAGGUAGACCAUCAAAUGUUCAACAGAAACAGAAGACGAAGGCUACUAAUAAACCUGUUAAGAAAGAAACCAAGAAAUUAGGCAUGUCUGCAGCAAACAAGGGAAAGAAAACCCCAGUAAAGGCUGUCCCUGCAAAGAAAACUCCAGUAAAGGCUGUCCCUGCAAAAAAAACACCAGUAAAGGCUGUCACUGCAAAGAAAACACCAGUAAAGGCUGUCCCUGCAAAGAAAACAGUAAAGGCUGUCCCUGCAAAGAAAACACCAGUAAAGGCUGUACCUGCAAAGAAAACACCAGUAAAGGCUGUCCAUGCAAAGAAAGCCCCAGUAAAGGCUGUCCCUGCAAAGAAAACCCCAGUAAAGGCUGUCCCUGCAAAGAAAACACCAGUAAAGGCUGUCCCUGCAAAGAAAACACCAGCUAAGCCUGACAUCAAAAAGAUGAAGAGUAGCCCAGAGAAGAAAAAUUCUGUAAAGCCUAAAUCUCCACAGAAGAAUAAAACCAGUAAAACUGAGCAGAGAGAAAACAUCAGUGGGUCAAAGUUCAGCACAGGACCACUCAGUAAUGUCAAGUGGAGUCAAUGGACUUCAAUUAUCUCCCCUAAAUCAAACGGGGCUGAUUGGUCCAAGUCACGGAGCUGGUGCGGAGGUCACUCAAACGAGGCAUUGUACCAAGGCGAGGGCUUCACUCAAGCCCUAUACGAGGCAGCAGUGGUGCCCCCUGGCAGCAACAGUAAAUAUGUGGUGACUUACGUGGUAGGACACGGUGUGCCUGCUGUCCGAGCAUGGGACUGCUUCACCUCGCAACAAGUGCGACAACAGGUCCAGCGCAUUGUCAAAGCAAAAGGUACCAUCUGUGUUCGACGAGGCGUUAUUGCUGGUCGUGCUAAAGACAGUCUUAUCAAGGCAGAGGAAUACAUAAAGGAAAAUUUUGAUUAUGCAUGGCGGGGUAGUCGUCGGAAAACAGAAGUCAGGAAAGAAGGAUUUUUGGUGUCAAAGCCCUGAAUACUUGUGCUGCUCACCAUGUGUAGAUCAAGUUGUAUUUUUGUUCUGUACAGAAAAAUGUGCAUAGCAUUAAGAGAGAAUUUAUUUUUCUUUUUGUUUUGGAAUGAAAGUUUGAUGUGCUAUUUUAGAUGAAAUUGUAGCAAAAUGUUUAUCUGAUUUUUUUUUUUUUUUAAUGAAUUUAUUUGGUGAAUUACUUUAAUAC